Apis mellifera (honey bee) is the source of this 8563-nucleotide messenger RNA. RefSeq names its product mRNA decay activator protein ZFP36L3. NCBI's taxonomy places the organism in Eukaryota, Metazoa, Arthropoda, Insecta, Hymenoptera, Apidae. The record is from RefSeq and is a predicted model, not a curated record. The transcript is spliced from 10 exons. The coding region runs from base 3036 to 5588 and encodes 850 amino acids. Gene Ontology annotation, molecular function: metal ion binding.
ACUCUUCCAGGACAACAUAAUAACACCGCGAUGUCCGCGGUCGGUAUGGGAAAACUUAUCGACGCGCGGUCGGGUCGAUCGAUAACUCGAGAAGGCCAUCUGGAUUACGAACCGAGGCGAAACUUCGUUUCCAACGUGCACAUAACCGUGUGUAUAUAACCACGGUAUAGAAAUGCUCGCGCACCAGUUGCAUCCGUGUGAACGUGGAAAGCGUACGAAAAAGAGGCGCGCUAUUGUAGGAUUACGCCGUUGUGUCGCGUCGCGUCGCGUCGUGUCGUCGUGCGAGAUGAGCGAGAAGAGUGGAAGAGAUAUGAAAGCGGAUACGUGGCCGGUGUAUACGUUGCAGGCUUAUUAGAAGCUCAUCAAAGAAAGUUGACGGGGAGGGAGCGGGAAGAGGUAGUGUGGCGCGCGCGCAGGGGACACACUUGCGAACGACAACGCAAUCCGUGAGACGCGUCGUUGCGUUACGUUGAAGGACAGGCGAGCCGUCGAGGCUGAAAGCACAAAGGAGCAACGAGUGUAUACACAAACAGCAGAAUCCGGAGUUCGACCGCGGGAGGAACCAGGAGUGCGCCGAAUAAAUGACGUAAAUCCGAGGAACGGAAACGCAACGUCACUCGCUAACUCGCAAUUCCCCCUCUCCCUCCUCCGAACCUCCUCUCCCUCCCUCUUCUCUCUCUCUCUCUCUCUCUUUCUUUCUCUCCUCCCCCUCCUCUCUCUCUCUCUCUCUCUCUACCUGUCUCUCCUCGCUUUUCCACCGUCUCUCCUGCCCCGCCCUCCCCCGCCCGCCCCUUCUCGCACCUCCCCCACGCCUCCCCCUUCGGCACACCACCGCCUCUGACCCCGGAACCACUUACGAUCCACGAUCCACGCAACCGGACCCCCGCCUGCCCCCCCGCCUCUUCCCAGGCCCCGCUUACUCACGUCGCCCACUCUCGCCUUCUCUCGUGCUUACUCUCGAAAAACCUCUGCCCCCUCCCCGUCUCUCUCGUCCGCCGGAGAGACGACCCCACCGCUCCCUUUCACCUCAGCAGUGAAGCCGCAUCUCUCGUCCCUCCUUCUGCUUCUCCUUUCUCUUCCUCUUAUUCCUCUUCUUCUUAUUCCUCGAAGAGGUACAGUUCGGGUAACCCUCUUUCUUCUUCCCCUCCCUCCCAAUUCGAGAGAGAGCUACCUCGCCUCCAGAAUCAACCUUCUUCUCUUACGGCCUACCGCUACUACUAGUUACUACUAGUUACUACUACUACUACUACUACUACUACUGUUACUAUUAGUACUACUACUACCUCUUCCCGGAGUCGUCCAUCCUCGUCCUCGUAGUAGAGUGCCACGAGACACCACGCGUUAGCUUGAGAACCGGCUUGAAGGACACCACGACCGGCUUUUUGAGACGCAUAUAUAUAUAUAUAUAUAUAUACGCGUAUGUAUAUGUAACAAUAGAAAAGUCGAGCAUCGGCAGCAACAGCAGCGACAGUCAGCCUACUACAUAUAUAUAUGUAUAUAUAUAUAUAUUGUACAUCUGUAAUUAUUCGAUAAACGAAACGCGCCUAAGAGAACAGCAUACUGUACACACACGUAUACACACAUAAACACACGCAUUACUCCUCCGUGGUCGACGUUCAGCUUCUCUCUCGGAAGGCUUUCAAGCUUUUUUCGCCCAACUGUACCAUCGCUCUGCGUUGCUAAAGCGCGCGCUCCCUCUGUAAAGCUGUUCCGAGUGCAUCGCGCGAGGAUAAAAGGAGGAAUAUCGAAGGAAGGAUCGAAGGAUUUACCACUACGCCUAUUAUUAUAUAUACCUCGUCUCGUAGAGACAAAAGAGAAAGAAAAGCAGAGAAAGAGAACAACAAUAACAAACAGCAUCGCCUAAACGAAGCCUAAUAUCGCUGACAAUAUAUACAUAAAUAUAUAUACAUAUAUAUACACACACACAAAAGAGAAGGAAAAAAAAACGUACGUUUGUUUGGUUGUUGCCAACCUUUGAUACUACUCCUGUUUCACUUUCUUCUCACCAACCUCACGUGACAAUUCUUCUUCUUCUUUCGCCAAUCGCUACCGCAAAUUUCCCCCCACCCCCGUCGCCCCACCGAUCUCUCUAACCUCGCACCUCGAGGCGUCGAGACGCGAACACCUUCCCCACCUGGAGACGACUUUAAAAAGUCGGUGGCGAGGAUAGAAAGGAGGAGAGAAAAAGGAGAGAAAAAAAAGAAAGGAAAGAAAAGGAAGCUAGCUCUCUUUCUCCACGUUAACCACGCUUAACACAGCUUAACCGGCAAACAGCGCUAAGAGCCGCGCACACUGGUCUCUCACCCGACUAAACGGCUGCGAUCGAUAACGAGUGGUGUUUGAUAAAGAGCAACCGAGGCGAUAACGGUGUGUGUGUAUGUGUAUAUGAUCGUCUAAAAAUAGAGUAUAGAGAAUUGGCCGUACGUACAUUUGCCGGUGACAAUCGUAGCAAGCCUUUCACGUACACACGAACACGGGUGUUCGAUAAUAAUAAUAUUAAUAAUAAUAAUAAUAAUAAUAUUAAUACGCGACAACGAAGGUAGCGAGGCGAAUCGAAAAGAAGGAAGGAAGGAAGGAAAAUUAAGAGGAAGAGAGAGGAUUUUUCGAGAGGGUUCUGAAAACUCGGGCGAGUUGGAGAGAAGAUAAGUUCUUCGCACGGUUCUUUGCCGCGUGUUCUUUUUUUUUUUUUUUUACACCUACGUGAUUGUACGCACCACCACGGAAGAUAGAAAAGCUGGAGGCCUGAAGAUAGAGAAACUCUACACGGAAGAUAGAAAAAGAUCGAAGAUCCGCAGACUCGCCACUUGGGACCCGUUCAUGGGACAAUAAGUUACUCCUCGCUCCUACUCAAAGAAACACUUCUUGCUCGAAAAAGACGGUGCGAGUGAACGCGACCGUGAACAGGCUACGUGGGGAUCGAGAGGAAGAGGAGAGAUAAAGUUGAAAAGUCGGGUCGAGUAGCGCACCGGACUUUUGUGUUAUCCUUCGCUCGAAGAGGAAGUUAUAAGUCGCACGGUCUUCCAGGAAUUGGAAUUAUGGCAAUGGUCAACAUGAAUAACCUGCUGAACGGCAAGGACUCCCGGUGGCUGCAGCUAGAGGUUUGCAGAGAGUUCCAGCGCAACAAGUGCACCAGGCCCGACACGGAGUGCAAGUUCGCCCAUCCACCGGCUAACGUCGAGGUGCAGAACGGACGGGUCACCGCUUGCUACGACAGUAUCAAGGGCCGAUGUAAUCGGGAGAAACCCCCGUGCAAAUAUUUCCAUCCACCGCAACAUCUGAAGGACCAGCUUUUGAUAAACGGGCGCAAUCAUUUGGCCCUGAAGAACGCGCUGAUGCAGCAGAUGGGUCUCACACCGGCCCAGCCACUAGUGCCUGGCCAGGUACCAGCAGUGGAGGCACCAGCACCUCCGGCACCACACCAUCACCUUCAACAGCAAAUCCAGCAGCAACUUCUCGCUACCCACGCCUUUAUGGCGACGAAUCCGUACCUGACCGGUAUGCCGCAGGUUGGCAACACGUACAGCCCGUAUUUCGCGCCCAGCCCCAUCAUGCCAGCGAUCAUGGGGCCCGCGGACCCAACCGGAGUCGGAAGCCCGUUGGGCGUUGUCCCGCAGACGGUGGCGAUGCCGCAGAAGAUGCCACGUACCGACCGCCUCGAGGUAUGUCGCGAGUUUCAACGCGGGGCGUGCAAACGCGGCGAGACGGAGUGCCGGUUUGCGCACCCCCUCGAGACGGUGCAGGCGAACGAGGACGGCUCUGUGACGGUCUGCAUGGACGCUGUCAAGGGCCGAUGCAAUCGGGACCCCUGCCGCUAUUUCCACCCCCCUCUGCACCUUCAAGCCCACAUUAAGGCCGCACAAUCUCGGGCUAGCAUUGCGACGGCGACUAUGCCGACGAACGUAGCGGGAAUGGGCGCGUUGGCUGGCGGAGUGUCAGGAGUGCCGGCAACUGCGGUUCCCGGAGGACUUCAGAGCGCCAGUAUGGCAAGCAUCGAACUCGGCAAGAAGCGGAUGCGCGACUCCAAUGAUGAUCUGCUAAUGGUACCACGGCUUAUGCAUGAAAUGGACAUGAAGUCUGUCGGAUCGUUCUACUACGAGAACUUUGCCUUCCCAGGAAUGGUUCCGUAUAAACGACCGGCGGGCGACAAGUCCGGCAUGCCGGUCUAUCAGCCUACCGGCGCGACGACCUAUCAACAGUUAAUGCAGCUGCAGCAGCCCUUCGUGCCUGUGUCAUGUGAGUACACUGGAACACCACCCCUACCCACCCAAACCUCUAACCAAUCGGUCGUGCAACCCCCGAACGUGCAAAGCAACCACCACGCGGUGGUAGUUCAGUCCUCCUCCUCCUCCCAAGGAACCGGCGGCGCCACGGUCAAUAACUGCGCCGACGCCAACAAUGGCGUGAUGAUGGAUCCCUGCAACAACCCACCGCCACCACCUCCAACCGCCGACAAUAACAGUAACAAUAGUAACGUGAAUAACAAGCAGCCGAAUCCAACGCAGAAUCACGAUGCCGAGAACGCGCACAACUCCCCCGAAUUGAAUCACGCGAGUCCCGCGACCAUUUCGCAACAACAGCAACAACAACAGCAGCAGCAACAACAACAACAACACCAGCAACAGCAACAACAGCAGCAUCAACAGCACCAACAGCAACAGGCGCAACAGCAGCAACACCAAUUGCAGCAACAGCAUCAAUUGCAGAACCAACUGGCCCUGUCGGCCGCCAGCGUGCAACCCGCGAUGAGCCCGUUGACCUCGGUCGCAGGCCUCACCUCGAUGCCGGGCGUGGUCAUGGCCUCGAUGGCCUCGAUGACGAACGUGCCCUCGGUCACGAACAUGGUGUCCAUGGCCAACUACAACGCCACGAGCAUGGCGGGUCUAAACAUGCUCAACAGCCUGGGCAUGGCGUCCGGGUUGCCCGCGUCCCUUGACCCCGCGGCCCUCGCCAAAGAGGUCGCGCAGAAGAAUUACGCGAAAGCGAUCAAGCUCUCCCAGGCGUCCCAAUCGUACGGUAUCAAUCAGCUCACGGCGUUGAACUACACGGGCGUCGCGUUGAACAAGCAAGCGUUGGUGAACCCGGCGGCGGCUGCCGCGGCUGCUGCAGCCGCCGCGGCCGGCAACUCGACCGUAGCGAGCCUCCCCGCCACGGCCGCGACACCGAGGCCUGUCAUUCCUAAUCUGACCGGGAUUCCCGGCGCCCUCACCUCCCCCCUCUCCGCCGGGAUCUUGGCCUACUCGAGGCCACCGGCCGGGGCGCCGAUCAAUCCUUACUCGCUGAUGAGGCAACAUCAGAUCCUCCCCAAUCCUUACGUGCAGGCCGCCUCGAUACCGGCCGUUCCCGGCGCGGCGGCCGCAGCGGCGGCCGCCGUCCAGGGGAAUCCGUACGUGCAGAAUCCUUACACGGUUCUGCCGGGUGUCGCCAGCAUGCCUGGGGUGGCGGCGAGCGUGGCGGCAGCCGGUGUCCCCGGUGUCCCCCAGAUACCCCAGAUCCCGAACCCGGCGACGAUCGCGGCCCAACCGCAGGUAGCGAUUCCGGUCAGUUCCGGGGUGAUCAUGCAACCUUACAAGAAGAUGAAGACCUCGUAAACGGAGGGAGGGAGGGAGGGGAAGGGGGAGGGGGGAGUCGAAAGGGGGGGAUAUUUUUCUCGUCCCCGCCACCUUUUCUCCAUUCGUCUCUCUGCGGUUCCUUCUUCCGGGCCCUCCGCGUUUUCUCUCUUUCUCUCUCUUUUCCUGUCUCUUUCGCAGGGGAAAGUGUCCCACACGUAUAUACAUAUACAUAUAUAUAUAUAUAUAUAUAUAGACGAUGGUUGUUCGAUCGUGAUUCCUUUCCACUAGAUAGAGAUAGAUAGAUAGAUAGAUAGAUAGAUAGAUGGAUGGAUAGAUGGAUCAUGGUCGAAGAGGGAUGUGUAUCUUUUUUCUUUUUUUUUUUUUUUUUUUAUGAUGCAAAUCGUUUGUAACGUUUCUAUUUCCGUUUCGUACGAUAUAUAUAUAUAUAUAUAUAUAUAUGUAGUAUGUAGUUUGGAGGAUAGUAUAGGAUAUAUGGAAUUGGAAAUAUUGGAGAGUAAUUAGAAUCGAAAUCGUUGCCGACCUAUUUUUUGAUUUAGCGUGAUAAUCGUAUAUAAUCGUGAGAUUAGAUAGAUGGAUAGAUAUAUAUAUAUACACGUAUUAUGAUUAUAUUGAUUACAAGGAAUUGAAUAUAUGAAAGGGGAAACGUUCCUGCGUGCGAAAGAGAGAGAAGUAUAUAUAGAGCGAAACGAGAAGAAAUGAAAGGUCGAGAUAAGGGAGGAUGAGAAACGCGAACGGGCAAACGUAAACAGACAGACAAACAAACAAGUAAACAAGAGUUCCGAAAAUAGAUUCAUUUUCUAGUCAGACAUUGUCGGUUGAACAGUGCCUUAUCGACCCGAUUCCACUUGGAGCGUCAAAUGCUUACACGUGACGAAUAUAUAAUAUAUAUAGAGGAUAACGAAGACGCGAAGACUUUUUUGCGAAACUUAUUAACCUCUAAGCCCCUUCAACUUCGCCCCUUUUGUUGCGAUCGAGAGAAAAGAAGAAUAAAAAGAAAAAAAAAGUGGGAGAAAAAUAAUAAUAAACCGAGAAACGUCCACGCACGGCAAACUUUUAUCGCGUUUCUUUCUCGCGUUCUUUUUUUUUUUUUUGUUUCCCUCCUCCCCAACCUUACCACCCCCAUCCCUUUCUUCCGUGUCUUCGAAGACUUGCCAAUUUCAUCACAAUGACGAUGAUGAUGAUGAGCCAUCCAGGGAAUAAAUAUUUUUAAUAAAUCGCGACCGUGAGAUCGCGGUUCAGUUUCUUUUUAGUUGUUUAUUUCGUUUGUUUUUUUUCUUUUCUGUUCUUUAUUUUAUUUUUUAUUUUUUAACGCGCUCCAGCAGCGUCGUUGUUUUAAUUAUUAUUCCUCCUUUUUAAUCAUUAUCUAGCGUGUAAAACGUUUCCUUCGUAGUUGCGUAGAUUCUAGAAAUGAAAAAAGAAAGAAAAAAGAAGCGGAAAAGAUAAUUUCGUUGUUAAUUCCCCCCUCCACGGGGGUAGCUUCGUACGAGAGAUAUAAAGUAUAUAACGGAUAUAAGUUGUUGAAAUUUCUUCUUCAGAGUCGCCACGCGAGUUCUUCUUCUUCUUUUUUUUUUUUUUUCGUUUCGUUUCGAAUAUUGUUUUUGUUGCGACACACACCGGAAAUAUCGUUCCUCCGAUUUAUUAUUAUUAUCGUACUUUAUAUCGACGAUAUCGAUGUUUGUUCUAUAUAUAUAGUAUAUAUAUAUAUAUAUAUAUAUAUAUAUAUUACGCAUAUAAUAUAUUCUAAAUAUAUAUUUUUUAUUUUCUAACGCCAACGGAUGGACGGAUACGUUGCUCGGCCUAAAAAAAAGUCACGUCACGUGCACAAUACUCGUGCGCACGUAUGAACUUGCCUCUUUCCCACCCCCCCCCUACCUUCUCUUUUUUUUAAGUAGAAUAUUAUUAGUCCCUUUAUUUUUUUUUUUUUGUUCAGCCGUUGAAGUCCAUCUUUAGUCGGAUAUUUUCUAUCGUUAAUCGUCAACUUUUUAGAAAUUAUUAUUAUUAUCAUUAUUAUUACUAUUAUAAUUAUUAUUAUUAUUAUUAUUAUUAUUAGUUCAAAGAUCGAAUUUUAUUCCCUAUUAUUAAUAUUGUUCGUUUAUCGUUUUUCUUAAAUUUUAAUUACUUUUUAAUCGUUUUACUAUUAAAGAGAUGGAGAGGGGGAGCAGCUGGACGGGAAAAAUAGAGAAAGACAGUGAAUUGCAGACAUUUUUUUUUUUUUCCUUUACCUAGUCUUCUUCGAGAAAUAUAAUAAUUCUUCUAUAUUCGUUUCGCUUAAUCCGAUUUAGGGAUACCUUUUAGGGUUUCAAGUGUUCGGAAAUCCACGUACAAAAAAUCGUUAAAGUUUCUCCUAAAGGAUUCGUUUGUCUGAUAAAUUUAACUUUCCUAAAUAUAUAAGAACAUCUUAAGUAUAAAAAUAUUUAUAAAUUGUUUUUAUCAAUUUCAAUAUAAAUUUUGAAAAUAUAUUCCGGAGAUUGCACGAAUAAUUAUCCAAGCUUGAGGCCUUAAGGGUUGAAUAAAUCGAUCUUCAACCGAGAGACUGGUGUCAUGUCGCUGGAAUUGUCACUGGAAUUUCUACCGAUCCGACCUCUCCCACCCUUUCCAAUUAGCUUUUAGGAGAAUAUCAAUCGAGAACUAUUAUAAGUAAAAAAACGUAUGUUUCCUAGAAACAUCUCCUUGCACGCAUCGAUGAGAUUGAAAAAAAAAAUGGAAACCGUCGUCGUCGUCGUCGUGCGAUCCUUUUAAUUAAAAAAUAACGUGCAUAGAUUUUAGCGGAGAGAUUUCGUCCUAUCUCAUUUUAUCUAGUGCUAUGAUUAAUACAUACAUACAUACAUACAUACAUACAUACAUACAUAUAUAUAUACACAUAUAUAAUAAUAUAUUUAUCUAUUAGCAUGUAAUAGCGCGUGAAACCGAAAGCCGAAGGCAGCCUCAUUUUGCCCUGACACGGAUUCAAUUCGGGGGAGUUCAAAAAAAAAAAAUAAAAAUAAAAAAAAAAA